GGCUUGAGCGUGAAGGAAAGAAGUAAUGUAGGGGAGCAAACUAAAAGAAGAGGAGGAUCUUCUUGGGAAGAAAUGAAGAGAAGAGGAGGGCCAAUGUGCAAAUGUGGCAGAUCAGAGAGGGGAAUGAAAUCCCUAGCCGCACCUCAUUGCAAAUCGGUGCCUGGCAUCUCCAUCCCCUCUUUCCCCCGCCUCCUUCUUCCACCUCCGGCCGCCGCCGCGGCCAGGCCGGCGUGGCGGCGCGCCACCCAGCACCUCCACCUGCUCCACAACCCCGCAGCACCUCCACCCGUGCCAUCGCGCUCCCACCACAUCACCAUCACCACCAGCACCACCGCGCGCCACCACUCUCCUCCCCCUACACCAUCCAUCCAUCGCAGCCGCGCCACCGCGCCAUCACCAGCAUCCACCAUCAUCGAUCCAUCUCCACCUUCACUGCGCCAUCCCUCCACCAUCUCCAGCCACCGCCGUACCUCGCGCGCCCAACCAGACAAAGGGGAGCAUAGGCGUCUGGUCAUCCGCGUGAGGGCGCCCCCGUUUUGCUGCUCUACUUCUCCUAACACAUGAUGUUGCUCUUCUCUCCACGCCCCCACUGCUUCUUCUUUUUCCCCUUAACCUCCUACUGCUGUCUCCUCGUCUUCCUCCCUGAACCAUAACUGCUGCUGCUCCCUUCUCCUCACGCCUCUGCUACAGGCUGCUUCUCCUUAUCUGAACCAACUGCUGGCUGCUAUUACUUCUCCCCAAAACUGUCGCUGCUCCUCUUUCUUGCUGCUCCUUUUCUCAAAUGCCCCUGCUGCUCCUAAUCUGAACCAUAAACUGCUGCUAUCUCUCUUUUAUCCUCUCUAUAUUCUCUGAAUUUCUAUAAGCUGAGAUGUGCAAUGCCUUGUAAUGUUCAGAUUUGGGUUGUGCUUGAAACUUGGUCAGUUUCAGAUUUGUGCUUGAUUAGUAGUACUUAUUUUGUUCAUCUGAGAGUAUUAGAACAGUAUCCUGUAGUAUCAUAUUCGUAUUUGUGUUUGUGUGUGUUCAUCUAAUUUGUUCUAGUUUAUAGUCCAUGUGUUUACUCUAGUACGAGUGUUAUAUAAAUAUGUGUGUGUGUGUGUGUGUGUGUGAGUGAGGGAUUGUUGUGUGAUGAUGACACUUGUUCAGUCCAAAGGCAUGUGUGUUUCUUACUUAUUUUGUUGACCAGUGACAGUUUGUACUGUUACAUUGUGUCCCUCAUUUCGAAUGUAUGAGAUCUAGCUAUAUAUGUCAUAUAUAUUAUGUACUUGCUGAUGAUUAGUGUCCAGUUUAUUGUUCUUGUGAUAUAUACACAUAUGUGUGUGUUAUGUUCAUGUCCUUUUUACUUCUCUUGUCAUUGAUGUUAGCUUGUGUUAGUAUCUUAAUUUCUCAAGUAUUACAAAAAUACCAAAAAGAAAGUUAGUAAAAUCUGUAUCUACCUUUGCUUGUCCGCAUUUUCAUUGGCGACAAUCUUGAUAGUUUAGGUUUAUUUUCUGUUCCCUUCAUCUGAAUUGUAUUACCAUGCUUUAGCCGAAUAUAGUUGCCAUCGCCUAGUCCCUGAGGAGAACACGACACUCGUAGUUUGGGGCGUAAAAACCCCGCUAUAUUACAAUCGAUCAUUUUGGCGCCAUUGCCGGGGACUAGCGUCGAGCGAUUGUGUUACACUAUAGACUAGGUUUUUCUUGUUUUCCUUUUGUGACAUUUAUAUGUGAUAUAUAUCUAACCCCUAACCACUGUUCUAGUUAUUUUCUGUUCCUUUUCUUGUUUGUUUUGUAGGUUGGAUUGUCUUCAUGGAAAUGGCAUUCAACUCAGACCAUCAUGCUUAUGUGAGCAAUAGCACGGAAAGUGUUCAAGACUUGAUAAGGCCAUUCACCUGCUGAAUGUCAGCGUGGUUACUCUCAUCCUCCGGAUUGUUUUGGUAUGAACUUUGCUCAACAGCAUGGCUCAUGCCAAAAAAAUUACUCAUAUGGGUGGCCUGGAAACCAUAAUAUGUCAUAUAGGAACAACAACCCUGAGAUCUCAUCGUUUGCCUCUAGUUAUCCAAUGCAGGGAUUUAGGUAUGAAGAGGAGAGCCACAACUAUGCUCCACAACAGUCUUAUUCAGCUCCUAUUCAUAUACCUAAGCACCAGGAGAUGUUGCCAAUGAAGUUAAAUGGUCCUCCAUUUGGUCAACCAACACCUUCAACACAAGUGCCUACUCAAGAUGAGUUCGAUGACAUAGACAAGCUCGCACUUUUGAGUCUUGAGUUCACUUGGAGUGCCGAGGAUGAUCCUAUUAGGAAGGUUAUACUAGAUGAAAUGAAGAAGAUCAAGAGUGGGAAUGAGCUAGUGGAAGAAGUAAAGAAGAUUGAGAAGAACAUCAACGCUGGCAGUACUAUUUCUUCACAGCUUGAGCUGAGUAAUUCUGGGAUUCCCCUUGAUACAUGUGAGGUUCCAAUACCGUCACAUCCAGCUGAGAAAGAUAGCAAGUGCCUUGAGGAAGAGAUACCUCAGAUUGAAGAUGUACUCGUAGCCAAGGCACAAGAUGAUCCAGAGCUCAAAUGCCCAAGUGAUCAAGUUGAAGAUCCAAUGUCUAUCCCUCCUGAAGAAGUAAAAGAAGCUGCUGUAGAUGAAGAUGAAGAACAUGAGAUUCAUUUGCCUAUUGUCAUACCAGAGCGUGAUGUGUCAGGUUUACCCAAUCCUCUCGAUGACAUGCGUCCUUAUGAUUCCUUUGCUUCUACCUUGCAUUGCAUGAUGCCAUCUGUUAAAGUAGAUUUGGAAAAGUAUUUUCUUGUAUAUGAUCAUAUAUACCCUGUUAGUGGCAUUACUCACAUUAAUGAUGAUCACAGUUACUUUCCUCGUGCUAGUCCUAUGCUUAAUGAAACAUAUCACUCCCAUGCUAGUAUUGAGCUUAAUGAUAAAUAUCAUCCUCAUGUUAGUGUUGACCUUGCUGAUUUCUACCAUCCUAAACAUGUGCUUUAUAGCUAUGCUUAUGUAAUUGGAUAUUCGAUUGAUGACUUGGAGGGUAUUAUCCCUACCACUUGCAUUGUCUCUUUGGUUGAGUGCUCUUUCAGGUUUUUGCUUCUGCAUCGUUCACUUCAUGCUGACCAGGUUCGAGGUGACAUACCUUGGGACCCUGGUGGACUCAGAGCAUGGGGAUGAGGAGAAGCAAGGGGCACACAUGAAGAGAGAAGCUGGAGGAGGCAUGAGGAUAUAGAAGCAAAAAGAGAAGAGCUGCAGUUCAGAGAGUGAUUGUGUGAGACCUACAUCAUAUAAGCCCGGUGGGCUGUUUCAUGACCCGAAUCUUAAUAUAUCAUCCAUUGAUACAUGCUGAAAUCAUUUGAUAUUUGGGUUGCUUGAGCCAUUUCUUAAAUGUCGUCCCACUGAAUUUUACCUUUGACAUAUGAUGCUUGAUGUGAAUAUGCGAACUGAUUGUUGAAUGCCAUGUAAACUAGUGAUCUACAUAUUGCUUGUUUUGCUGAAAUUAGUGAAAGCUAUUAGUUUUGAGUGCUCAAAUCCCUAGUACACUAGAAAACUUAAUCAUUUUCUGCUUUUACCUCGAUACACCUAGAUCACCACGUUUAGAUGCUGAAUUUGUGCCAAGUGUCUUCCCAUUGAGAGCAAUCACCUAACCACUAUGGAUUAGCAUGCUAUGUUCCCUGGAUCGGUAGCAUGUGAACCAGACAUGGAGAAGUGAUGAUUCCUGUUUUUGUUCUUAUGCAUUGUUCAUUUAAGAUAAGUAAUAAUGAAUAAAUAAGUCUGGCUACCUGCAGUAGCAUGUCAUGUUCCCGGGAUCGGUGGCAUGUGAAAUCGGGUUAGCUUGGGCAGUAAUUAAUAAUAUUAUAAAAUGUAAUUGUCGAACCAGGUGUAUACCAUGUUCUCGGGAUCGGUGGUAUGUUCCUUUGGGGAGACAAACAAACAAAAAAAACUAAUAAUUGGUCGAGCCAGGUGUAUACCAUGUUCUCGGGAUCGGUGGUAUGUUCCUUUGGUAAGACCAAUAAAAUAUUAUCAUUGCUUCCUUCAAAUUCAAUAAGUGGUUCAACCACAAUGUUCCUGGUAAUAAGUGAUCUGAUCACAAGUUCAAGUUCUUUUUAUUUAUUUUUUGGAUCAUGCUCUCUUUAGGAACCAUUUGGCGCAGUCAUCAUUUAAACUUGUUGAUCCUCUUUUAUCAUUGUAAAAGUUUAAAAUGGUCAUGCUUACUAGUAUCCUACUGCUUUGUAGCACUCUUAACCAUCAAUUUUCACUAGCUAAGUCCAAGAGCAUGCAUUGUUUAGAGAUCUACUUCACUUGGACAUUCUCUAAUCAGCUCACUAUUCACUAUCUCGCUCUUGUUAUCUGCCUUUACUUGAGGACAAGUAAAGAUUUAAGUGUGGGGGAACUUGAUAAGCACAUUUCUUAUAUACUAUUUGGGCACACAAAUUCACCAUUUAUUGAGUUAUAUCCAUCCAUUCUUGCUACGACUUGUUGAAUAUUCGAAUGAUAAUCAUAAAAGAGAAUGUUGACUAGUGAAUUGUUUAUUUUGCAGAAAAGUGCGCAAAGGCACUAUAAUCGUCAAGACUUCUACUAUGUUGCUAACGAGAAGAGAGAAGGGCAUGAAAGAAAUACGUCAAGGCUUGAGCAUGAAGGAAAGAAGUAAUGUAGGGGAGCAAACUAAAAGAAGAGGAGGAUCUUCUUGGGAAGAAAUGAAGAGAAGAGGAGGGCCAAUGUGCAAAUGUGGCAGAUCAGAGAGGGGAAUGAAAUCCCUAGCCGCACCUCAUUGCAAAUCGGUGCCUGGCAUCUCCAUCCCCUCUUUCCCCCGCCUCCUUCUUCCACCUCCGGCCGCCGCCGCGGCCAGGCCGGCGUGGCGGCGCGCCACCAAGCACCUCCACCUGCUCCACAACCCCGCAGCACCUCCACCCGUGCCAUCGCACUCCCACCACAUCACCAUCACCACUAGCACCGCCGCGCGCCAUCACUCUCCUCCCCCUACACCAUCCAUCCAUCGCAGCCGCGCCACCGCGCCAUCACCAGCAUCCACCAUCAUCGAUCCAUCUCCACCUUCACUGCGCCAUCCAUCCACCAUCUCCAGCCACCGCCGUACCUCGCGUGCCCAACCAGAAAAAGGGGAACACAAGCGUCUGGUCAUCCGCAUGAGGGCGCCCCCGUUUUGCUGCUCUACUUCUCCUAACUCAUGAUGUUGCUCUUCUCUCCACGCCCCCACUACUUCUUCUUUUUCCCCUUGACCUCCUGCUGCUGUCUCCUCGUCUUCCUCCCUGAACCAUAACUGCUGCUGCUCCCUUCUCCUCACGCCUCUGCUACAGGCUGCUGCUCGUUAUCUGAACCAACUGCUGGCUGUUAUUACUUCUCCCCAAAACUUCCGCUGCUCCUCUUUCUUGCUGCUCCUUUUCUCAAACGCCCCUGCUGCUCCUAAUCUGAACCAUAAACUGUUGCUAUCUCUCUUUUAUCCUCUCUAUAUUCUCUGAAUUUCUAUAAGCUGAGAUGUGUAAUGCCUUGUAAUGUUCAGAUUUGAGUUGUGCUUGAAAUUUGGUCAGUUUCAGAUUUGUGCUUGAUUAGUAGUACUUAUUUUGUUCAUCUGAGAGUAUUAGAAUAGUAUCCUGUAGUAUCAUAUUCGUAUUUGUGUAUGUGUGUGUUCAUCUAAUUUGUUCCAGUUUAUAGUCCAUGUGUUUACUCUAGUACGAGUGUUAUAUAAAUAUGUGUGUGUGUGAGUGAGUGAGUGAUUGUUGUGUGAUGAUGACACUUGUUCAGUCCGAAGACAUGUGUGUUUCUUACUUAUUUUGUUGACCAGUGACAGUUUGUACUGUUACAUUGUGUCCCUCAUUUCGAAUGUAUGAGAUCUAGCUAUAUA
Messenger RNA from Triticum aestivum (bread wheat), 5818 nucleotides. RefSeq lists its product as uncharacterized. The transcript is spliced from 2 exons. Lineage: Eukaryota; Viridiplantae; Streptophyta; Magnoliopsida; Poales; Poaceae. The record is from RefSeq and is a predicted model, not a curated record. The coding region runs from base 1915 to 3135 and encodes 406 amino acids.